Messenger RNA from Symbiodinium necroappetens, 1364 nucleotides. NCBI's taxonomy places the organism in Eukaryota, Dinophyceae, Suessiales, Symbiodiniaceae. The record is from the annotation of a GenBank genome assembly.
GACUCCUGGUAGCUCCGCGUGUCGCGAUCACCGGAGCACAGGCUGCCGCUGCAGAUGGAUCUUGGGGUCCGCUCACCUUGCGGAAGAUGCCUCAGGCUUCACCUCCGGCUGUGCUCCAAACUGCAGAGGACGAAGAGGAAGCAGAAGAUCCGCUAGCGCCUGGCCAAUGGAUCGGGGAUGCCAUCAAUUUUUGCAUCCACGGCGACACUGAGAUCUUGCUGAGGGUGCAUAGAAGAGACUGGCGAGUGGAUCCGAAUGCCUUUGGCCUUCAAAGAGAGGAUGGGGACGGCUGGUAUGGGACUCUCGACGAAAGCAGCCCGAAGAUGGAGGGGACUGCAUUCGCGCCGCUGGGCCCUGCAUACUGGAGCAUUGUGACGGAGCUCCCGCCGACCCCGGAGCAGUUUGCCCGGUGCAGCGACCGGGAGCUUGUGCUCUACGAGCUCCAUCUGGGAAGCUUCACCAGCGAGGGCACGCUGGUGGCGGCGGCUGCCAAGUUGCCGCAUCUCCGUGACCUCGGCAUAACCGCCAUUUCGCUCAUGCCAGUGCAGCAGGACGUGCGGCGCCUGACCAGCGGAGAGUUGGAUCGGUGGGGCUAUGACGUGAUUUCCUUUGCCGCUGUCGAUGCCUCCUACGGCGGUCUGCAGGACCUAGCACACUUCGUUCAGCAGGCCCACAUGCUGGACCUUGCCGUCAUUGUGGACUUUGUUUUCAACCACAUGAUGUGGGGUGCUCAGUUCCUCUAUGGACCGCAUCUCUUCCUCCCGGAGGCGAAGCUGAACAGAAGGUUCUCAACAGCUUUGUCCUUUGAAAUCGCAGACCUGAUCGCAACAGCUCCGUCGCUUGCCGUGCCCACGGAUCCCAGUGCAUCCGAGACACCGGGCACAGAGGGGCUGUCGACUGAAUUGAUCGACCGCCACAGACUCUUGGAGUGCUCCAGAAAGCACAUCAUCCGGAGUGGAGAUUGGCUCUCACCUAUGCAGUGCAUGCGUUACAAACCGCGAAGGCCCUGUGAGCAUGUGGAUGCAAGCGGCCAGCCCGCGUAUCCGUUGGAGGCACCCUGGUGGUGCGAGGAUCCACGCUUCUUUGAGGUGGCCACUGCGAAGGCCCAAAUCCAAAUGCUCUUCAGCAUUUUCUAUUACCAGCCCAAUACCUAUCGGCAGUACCUAGCAUCAGAGGAAUUGAAGAGGAACACCUGGCGCUACCACUGCAAGUAUCAAGCUUGGUUCCAGCGGCAGGAUGUCCCACGGAUUGUGACACCACGAUUUGAGCGGGGAUCCUUCUACUUCUUCGACUUGGAGUCUUUGCAAGUCAAGACCAGGGAUGACUUCACCUUCGAAUAUGCCUGGCUGGAGGGCACAGGGUAG